AUGGCGACUUCAGGAGACUCAGCCUCUGUGCCAGUGCCAGUGCCAGAGACAUAUGAUACCCUCUUCACAGCCACUGCUGACGGACAGCGGAGCUACGACUCCCUCCGUCCAACCGAAGCCGAAUGCACAGCUCUGCUCACCCACCCGUUCGCGCAGACCGUGCUUGGACACGAUAUAACGACGGAAGGGGAAUCGAUCAUAUCGAGUGUGACCAGAGGCGAGAAAUCGUUCACCUCAUUAAUAUCUCACAAUAUAUCAUCCAUCCUCGCGGCAUCAACGGACUUGUCACGCGAUCGGUCCAGGUUGAUACAUCUGGGUCAUGCGGCGCUGUGUGCUUUUCUACAGGCCAACGUCACUGGACCGCCAUUAUCAUUUCGAGCUCAUGAAGUGGUUAUACCGUCGACGCUGCGAGAGAGUCCCCAAACACUACGGAAGGUGCGGGAUGAGGUAAUAAGGGAGUUAUCCGUCAAUGGCGAGGCGGUGUAUAAGCUUACGCCUAACGUGGAGCUGUUUGCUGCUGCGAAGGCGAUAUUCACGAAUGAUAGGGUAGUGGGCGACAGCAAUGGGGAGGGCGCGCUGGUUGGACUAACGGGGAGGAUGAGGGUGAAUUUCCUGCACCAGAAAAUGUUGAACGAGAGUGCCGAUUCGCUUCAGGGCAGUAUAUACGAUGACGUGGACGCCAUUGGUGCUAUUGUUCUAUCUGAUACACCCGGCCAGGAGAGCAAUCAUGAUCAGCUGAAGGAGAGACGGGCUGAGAAGGUACGGUUCAUGCUUGAGCGUGCCGUGAUACAUACGCACCAUGGUUUCGAUAGCAAGGCCAGAGCAGAUCUCUUGAAAGCAGCUAGCACGAACGGAUUUGAAUUUGCGUUGACGGGCAAGCUGGGGAGGAGGACGAAGUUCCAGGACAGAGACAUCAGCCAGCUAGUUGUCCUGGCAAAGAGUGCUAGUGAUGGCGAUGAGAAAGACAAUGUCCCCGACAGCAAGGUGGACGUGGAGCCAAAGAAUCUAGAUCUCAAUGAUGAUACUCUUCUUGAGUCGAUUGCGUUUAAAAAGGAUGAAGGCGAAGAUGGGUUUAAGCAGGUGUCUGUCCAGGAUCAGUCGUCCCUGCCUGCCAGUCUGGCGAAGCUCGAUGCUGCAAACCAACCACGCCUGAACCCACUGGAUUCCAUUAUGCUGCUCUCUCUUGCAUCCGCCAUUACAAAUACGUCGCCAGAGGAUGGAUUAACUCGCGAAGAGACCAUCCCCUACGCCAUUCGUGUUCUCGAAGGCGGCAGUUCCAACUGGCAGGUCUACUCGCAGGCCCUCCUCGUUCGUAGCAGGAUUGAAGGAUACCGCUCGCGAACAGUUGAGCGUUCCGUCCUACAGCUACAAGCUCUCGUCGACCAGGUUAUUGCAGAUACAGCAAGUGAUACCCCUACCACCGCGUCAGAAGCAGACACCGCAGCCGUAGAGCAGCCGACUACAUUCCUCCCUCGACCUGAAGCUUCCGAAUCAGCGCCCGCUGCGGAGCGACUCGAGUACCUCUGGCUUCUCAACUUCUCUACAAGAUGGCAUCUCGAGUCUGAGCUCGCGCAGCGGUGGGUUAGCCUGGGUGCUCUGCGUACUGCGCUGGAUAUCUAUGAGAGACUACAGAUGUGGGCGGAGGCAGCCCUAUGUUAUGCGGCGACCGAUCGAGAAGAGACAGCAAAAAUGAUCGUCAGGAAGCAGCUUUAUGAACGCACCAAACCGGCUACAAGUGCUGAUGAAGAUCAUAACGAUACGUUUGAAGGUCCUGAGCUCUCCCCGCUACCGUCAGACGCACCACGGCUGUUCUGUAUACUAGGAGAUAUCGACCAUGACGCAGCAAUGUACGAGCGUGCCUGGGUAGUAUCUAAUAAGAGAUACGCACGAGCGCAACGAUCUCUUGCCAGGCUGUAUAUGCAAGAGAAGCCACCGAACUUCAUAAAGGCAGAACAAGCAUACAAGCUUAGUCUAACGGUGACUCGCCUCAAUCACGCUACGUGGUUUGCGCUGGGCUGCAUCCAGAUUGAAUUAGAGAAGUGGGAAGAGGCCAUUGACUCGUUCACGCGAACCGUUCAGCUAGAGGAAACAGAUGCUGAAGCUUGGAGUAACCUUGCAGUAGCGCUGUUGAAUGCUCCUCCCAGGAGUACCCCGGUCAUCAACGAUAUACCACGAGCCAAGGCACUUGAUGAUGAAGAAGAGGAAGAAAAAAAAAAUGAAAACGCAAACGUUGACGGGGACAAGGUUGACGUCUACAAGCAGAAACGAGACGCUCUAGCUGCUCUUCACCGUGCAGCGCGAUUUAAACACACUAGCCACCGUAUCUGGGAUAAUAUCCUUACAGUGAGCUCAUCGAUCCCGCCUCCUAGCACUCCUUUCCGUGACGUCCUCCUCGCACAAACACGAAUAAUAGAACUUCGUGGAGACAAAGAUGGCGAGAAGUGCAUCGACAUCUCAAUUCUGACUGCCCUGGUAAGAACGCUCACCACACCUCGUGAGGGCAGUAGCAUCUCCGUCAAAUUUGAUCCAUCUGUCAUUCGAACUGGUUCAUUACAUGGUCGACUACUCAGACUGUUCGACGACCACAUAAUACCUCUAAUAACACACUCUCCAGAACUUUGGUUGCUUGUCGCCGAGAUAGAGAAAUGGCGAGGACGCCCUUCCAAGGCCCUUGCUGCGCAUGAAAAGGCAUGGCGUGCAGCAAUCUCAUCAUGUUCACAGGGGGCAUAUCAAAUGGGUGAAGAAUCUAAAUGGAACGAAAUUGUUACUGCUACCGAAACGCUCGUCAGGAAAGGAUACGCUGUUUACGGCGGGAUGGACAAGGAGAUUGAAGAUUCCUCAGAACAAGGCGAAGAGGGUGGAGAGCUGGUCGCUAAAGACUGGAGGUUCAAAUCCAGAAGUGCCGUUAGGGGGAUACUUGGUAAGGGCAAGCAAUUUUGGGAUGGCAAUGAGGGAUGGGUACGAUUGGAUGACCUAUUGAGGGAAGUCAGCGGCUCAUGA
Messenger RNA from Arthroderma uncinatum, 3000 nucleotides. RefSeq names its product TPR domain-containing protein. Lineage: Eukaryota; Fungi; Ascomycota; Eurotiomycetes; Onygenales; Arthrodermataceae. The transcript has a single exon. The record is from RefSeq and is a predicted model, not a curated record. Gene Ontology annotation, molecular function: protein binding. Bases 1 to 3000 code for a protein of 999 amino acids.